Messenger RNA from Necator americanus (New World hookworm), 291 nucleotides. RefSeq lists its product as uncharacterized. The transcript has a single exon. NCBI's taxonomy places the organism in Eukaryota, Metazoa, Nematoda, Chromadorea, Rhabditida, Ancylostomatidae. The record is from RefSeq and is a predicted model, not a curated record. The coding region runs from base 1 to 291 and encodes 96 amino acids.
AUGGCGACGAUCUUUCCAUUUCCAGAAAGCAGUACUAAUUUUCAACAUGCUGUAAACCUCGUACCGAAGCCGGCUGCAGCCUAUGGACUACCUCUACGUCCAAAUAAAUGCAAGCAGAUGUGUGUCUCUUCGAGACCACGAACGGAAACCAGGGUGGACGGACAAUCGAACGUACUCGGCGGUGAGUUCUGUUACCUUGGCCGUAUGCUGAAGAACAACGACAACUACGAGAAAGAUAUUCAGCACAAAUGCUCUGAGGCUAAUUUUACAUUUACCUCCAUAACAAAAUGA